ACGCGUAGCAGAGAAAAGAACCUUCUUAGAAACCCUCUUAGCGUGUGCGUAGAAUCUUCUCGAUUCGUGUUUACCUUUACCUACACCCUCAUCCUUCUUUGUCUAUAUAUUCUAAAUAGUUUUCAUUUCUUCAUUCGCGUAACUUUUUUUUUUCCAAUUUCGAACAGAAAUUCUCAUCUGCGAUCUAAUCAAAGAAAAACCCAGAUCAGAGAGACCUUCAAAGAUGUGUUUGGUGUUUGUUUGCGACGAAGAAGAAACGGUUUUGGGAAGACAACCAGCACCUGGAGCUUGUCCUUACUGUGGAGGAAUGGUUCAAGCUGUGGAUGUGGAGAGCUCAUGGAGGUUCUGUUUCUUACCUUUCUGCUUCAAGACCAAGAGGAAGUAUUUCUGUACUAUAUGCCUUAGGCGUUUAGUUGUUUAUCCAUGAAAGCUGAAAGCUUGGAAAGAAGAGAUCAAAUCAAACAGAGGAAAGGCCAAGGAUUAGGGUUUGAUGGUUGGUUGAUGAUCUCUCUGUUUAAGAAGAAGAAGACAACAUAACUUUUAACAGAUUUUUUUUUCCUAUAUUCUCUGUGUGAAAUUUCAGGACUAAUAUCUUGGUUAAAGUAUGUACAUAUAGCUGGGUGUGGAUUUGUUUAUCUGAUUCCCUCUGUUUCUUUGCUUUUUUUAAGUAAUAUAAGUUUUUAUAUCUGUGAAUAUAGUUAGGUUUCUGUUUUUAA
This is a messenger RNA of Macadamia integrifolia, 716 nucleotides long. RefSeq lists its product as uncharacterized. The record is from RefSeq and is a predicted model, not a curated record. The transcript has a single exon. Lineage: Eukaryota; Viridiplantae; Streptophyta; Magnoliopsida; Proteales; Proteaceae. The coding region runs from base 224 to 427 and encodes 67 amino acids.